AUGACUGAGCCGAAGGCAAAGGAUCCUCGGGCUCCUCACGUGGCGGGCGGCGCGCCCUCCCCAACCCAGGUUAGAUCCCCCCUGCUGGGUCGCUCCGAUGCUGGCCCCUUCCAGGAGAGCCAGACCUCGGACGACCCGCCGGUAGCCUCGGCAAUACCCAUCUCCCUGGACGGGCUGCUCUUCCCUCAGCCCUGCCAGGGACAAAACCCCCCCGAAGCGAGCACGCCGAACCAGCAGCCGCUGUCGGACGUGGAGGACCCAUAUCCCGGAGCGGAAGCCGCAGGGGGUGCUGGAGGACGCAGCUCUAGACCCCCCAAAAAGGACAGUGGGCUGCUGGACAGCGUCUUAGACACGUUGCUGGCGACCCCCGGUCCUGGACACAGCCACGCCAGCCCUCCUGCCUGCGAGGCAACCAGCCCUUGGUGCAUGUUUAGCCCUGAGCUUCCCGAAGACCCUCGUGCUGCUCCCGCCACCCAGGGGGCGUUGCCUUUGCUCAUGAGUCGGCCCGGGGGCAAGGUUGGCGACCACUCAGGGGCGGCGGCACCCCACAAGGUGAUGCACAGGGAGCUGUCGCCGUCCCAGCAGCUGCUGCCUCCGACUCCUGGGGGCCCUCAGUGGCCCGGGGCCCCUGUGAAGCCGUCUCCGCAGCCUUCUAUGGUGGAGGCCGAGGAGGAGGAUGGCUCCGAGUCCCAGGGCUCCGCGAGUCCGCUUCUGAAAGGCAAACCCCGGGCUCUGGGAAGCACAGCGGCCGGAGGAGGAGCCGCGGCCACUGCGCCUGGGGCGACCGCAGGAAGCGUCGCCCUCGUACCCAAGGAAGAUUCCCGCUUUUUGGCGUCCAGGGUCACCCUGGCGGAGCAGGAUGCGCCGGCGGCGCCCGCGCGCUCCCCGAUGGCCACCACGGUGGUGGAUUUCAUCCACGUGCCCAUCGUGCCGCUCAACCCGGCCUUCCUGGCAGCCCGCACUCGGACCCGGCAGUUGCUGGAGGGGGAGAGCUACGACAGCGGUGCCGCGGUCGCCAGCGCCUUCGUCCCGCCAAGGGGCUCGCCCUCGGCCUCGUCCACCCCCGGCGCCGGCGUCGACUUCCCCGACUGCGCAUACCCGCCGGACGCUGAGCCCAAGGGUGACGUUUUCCCGCUCUACGGCGACUUUCAGCCGCCAGCCCUGAAGAUCAAGGAGGAGGAAGAAGGAGCCGAGGCCGCCUUGCGCCCCCCGCGUCCCUACCUGGUGGCCGGUUCCCAAGCCUCCGCCUUCCCGGAUUUCCAGCUGGCGCCACCGCCGCCGCCUCUGCCGCCGCCGCGAGCACCGUCGUCCAGACCCGCGGAAGCGCUAUUGGCGGCGACGGCCGCCAGUGCCUCCAUCUCGUCUGCGUCCUCGUCGGGGUCGACCCUAGAGUGCAUCCUGUACAAAGCGGAGGGCGCGCCGCCCCAGCAGAGUCCGUUCGCGACGCCGCCCUGCAAGGCGCCUGGCGCUGGCGUCUGCCUGCACCCGCGAGACGGCUUGCCCUCCACCUCGGCCGCCUCAGCCGCCGUCGCCGCCGCCGGGGCGGUCCCCGCGCUCUAUCCGCCGCUCGGCCUCAACGGGAUCCCGCAGCUCGGCUACCAGGCCGCUGUGCUCAAGGAGGGCCUUCCACAGGUGUACCCGCCAUAUCUCAACUACCUGAGGACGGAUUCAGAAGCCAGCCAGAGCCCACAGUACAGCUUCGAGUCAUUACCUCAGAAAAUUUGUUUAAUCUGUGGGGAUGAAGCCUCAGGCUGUCAUUAUGGCGUCCUUACCUGUGGGAGCUGUAAGGUCUUCUUUAAAAGGGCGAUGGAAGGGCAGCAUAACUAUUUAUGUGCUGGAAGAAAUGACUGCAUUGUUGAUAAAAUCCGCAGAAAAAACUGUCCAGCAUGUCGCCUUAGAAAGUGCUGUCAGGCUGGCAUGGUCCUUGGAGGUCGAAAGUUUAAAAAGUUCAAUAAAGUCAGAGUUAUGAGAGCUCUAGAUGCUGUUGCUCUCCCACAGCCAGUGGGCAUGCCAAAUGAAAGCCAAACUCUAAGCCAGAGAAUCACUUUUUCACCAAGUCAAGAACUACAGUUUGUUCCCCCACUGAUCAAUCUGUUAGUGAGCAUUGAACCAGAUAUGAUCUAUGCAGGACAUGACAACACAAAACCUGACACCUCCAGUUCUUUGCUGACGAGUCUUAAUCAACUAGCCGAGAGGCAACUUCUUUCGGUAGUCAAGUGGUCUAAAUCCCUGCCAGGUUUUCGAAACUUACAUAUUGAUGACCAGAUAACUCUCAUCCAGUAUUCUUGGAUGAGUUUAAUGGUGUUUGGACUAGGAUGGCGAUCCUAUAAACACGUCAGUGGGCAGAUGCUGUAUUUUGCACCUGAUUUAAUACUAAAUGAGCAGCGGAUGAAGGAAUCCUCAUUCUAUCCAUUAUGCCUUACCAUGUGGCAGAUCCCACAGGAGUUUGUCAAGCUUCAAGUUAGCCAAGAAGAGUUCCUCUGUAUGAAAGUAUUGCUACUUCUUAAUACAAUUCCUUUGGAAGGACUAAGAAGUCAAAACCAGUUUGAAGAGAUGAGAUCAAGCUACAUUAGAGAACUCAUCAAGGCAAUUGGUUUGAGACAAAAAGGAGUUGUCUCUAGCUCACAGCGUUUCUAUCAGCUUACAAAACUUCUUGAUAACUUGCACGAUCUUGUCAAACAACUUCAUCUGUACUGCUUGAAUACCUUUAUCCAGUCCCGGGCACUGUGUGUUGAAUUUCCAGAAAUGAUGUCUGAAGUUAUUGCUGCACAGUUACCCAAGAUCUUGGCAGGGAUGGUGAAACCACUUCUCUUUCAUAAAAAGUGAAUGACAUUUUGUUUCCUUUAAAAAUGAAAUUAAAUUUUGUGGAAUGUCUUCAUGUUUUUGUCAGGAUUAUAAGGUAUCUCAAUUUUUACAAUAUUCUGCACAAAGCCUUACAUUUAUAACAUAUAUUAUGUAAACUUAAGAGAAAAAUUGUGAAAUUCUAAUUUUCCUUUAUAAAGUAUAAUUAGCAUUUUAAUAAUGUUUUUCUGUACCUAUAUUUUCUUUAAGAGCUUACGAGAUUGAAAAAUUGAUUGUCAAACUAAA
This is a messenger RNA of Loxodonta africana (African savanna elephant), 3087 nucleotides long. RefSeq names its product progesterone receptor (gene PGR). Gene Ontology annotation, cellular component: chromatin; nucleus. Bases 1 to 2826 code for a protein of 941 amino acids. The transcript is spliced from 8 exons. The record is from RefSeq and is a predicted model, not a curated record. Gene Ontology annotation, biological process: regulation of transcription by RNA polymerase II; nuclear receptor-mediated steroid hormone signaling pathway. NCBI's taxonomy places the organism in Eukaryota, Metazoa, Chordata, Mammalia, Proboscidea, Elephantidae. Gene Ontology annotation, molecular function: nuclear receptor activity; estrogen response element binding; zinc ion binding.